UUGCAUGGUUCCUGCCCACCAUCUCCGCCCUUCUCCGAGCAGAGAUCAUUUUUUUUUUCCCUCCGAGCUUCGCCGUUAAAUCUAAAUCAGGUGCGACUGGAAGCGCUCAAAAGGGUCAUUUCGGCAUCAAUUAACAACCAGAUCCUGUCCUCUUUCUUAUCGCAUUUUUCCUUUGGAUUAUGGGGACGUCGUUGUGCGCCAACUGCUGCAGACGCUUGCCAAGAUUAAACCAUCAUCUGAGGUAGAAGAAAGGAUCACGAUUAGACAAAAAAAAACAAAACAAAAAAAAUCUAUUUACCAUUCGUGCAUGAGUGCGAUUUUCAUUUGAUUUGCUGGUACGCAUUUUUCUGUGAAUAUUCUUUGCAUUCGGACGCUUUUUUGGGGGGUUUGGGGCGCGCAGCGGGGCUGUUUCCAGCUCAGAGUUAUUGGCAAUCACUGCAAUCAUCAUCAUCACCAUCUGAUUAGUAACAUUUAUUCUAAUGUAAUCGGCAUGAGCACUUGUCACAGUUUCAUGCCUUUUUUACGCUCAGGUGUGUGGAAAAAAAUAUAAACCACUCUGCAGCUGUAAGGCGAGAUUAUUCCCAGAUAUAGGAGGGGGCAGCCUGGAGUCUCAUGAUCAAACAAUUAAGAUGACAAAAAAGGGAGAUUGUCUCCAUUACCGUGCGAGCUGCGCAGGGAUUGCUUUGCAUUUCGUUGGGGAACAGAGAGUAGUGGAGGAAGACAGGAAAGAGAAGCAGAGGAGAACAGCUGAGCCGCCACUGGCAGGCAAGCUGUGGCUUCAGUGAUGGACUGAGCUGGAGGUGAAGGGUUUUCCUGUCACAGCAUCAGCAUCAUUUUUUUUCUCCCCCCCUCAGAAGCUGUCACUCUCAACAGAAACAGUUAUGGACACUGCAGCACAGGUGAGGAUCAAGAGUUGUUUGCAGCAGUGAAACACAACGAAUUGGCCUAAUGAAUGAAAAACUUCAAGCUUUUAGAGAUUAUACCUGGAUCAGCGUCUCUGUAAUGCCUUCACAAACUGAUUCCUUCUGUGCAUCGACAAGGAGUUAAGCCUCAUAACCCUCCCCCCCUUACCCUAAGUGCCCUGGAGACCCACCUGGAUCCAGUCUGCACCCACAGAUGUUCUGAUUUCUUCUCCAGAAAGUCCUGUUUUUUUGGCUGCAUGGACACUUCGUCAAAGACGUGGCUGCCGCAUCAGGGUCAGUUUGGCUUGGUUGGUCAAGCGGAGGUUUGCUGUGGUGGACCAGGAGUUUUAACGCCAAACCAAUCCCGCAGGGCAAGUUUUGCCUCUGUGAGACAAUCGAGUAUGGAGACCCCUCCUAACACGACACCUCAACCCUUCAGGCAGCCGAGUUUUCUCAAUCGAAGGCUGAAGGGUUCCAUCAAGAGGGCAAAAAGUCAGCCGAAACUGGACAGAACCAGCAGCUUCAAACAGAUGAUUCUGCCCCGGUUUCGUAGUGCUGACCAAGAGCGGACUCGCUUGAUGCAAAGCUUCAAAGAAUCCCACUCCCACGAGUCCCUCCUUUCCCCCAGCAGCGCUGCAGAGGCUCUAGAUCUAGUUCUGGAUGAAGAUGCCAUUAUUAAGCCUGUCCAUUCUAGCAUUUUAGGACAAGAGUACUGCUUUGAGGUAACCACCAAUUCAGGGACAAAAUGUUUUGCCUGCCGAUCAGCUUCAGAAAGAGACAAAUGGAUUGAAAAUCUUCAAAGAGCUGUCAAACCUAACAAGCACUCUUUUCAGGACAACAGCAGGCGAGUAGAGAAUGUACUCAAGUUGUGGAUAAUUGAGGCCCGAGAUCUUCCAGCUAAGAAACGCUACUAUUGUGAGCUGUGUCUGGAUGACAUGCUGUAUGCACGCACCACCAGCAAGCCACGCACCGAUACAGUCUUCUGGGGAGAACAUUUUGAGUUUAACAAUUUGCCGACCAUUCGUAGCCUUCGUUUGCACCUCUACAAAGAGACUGACAAAAAGAGACGCAAGGAGAAAAGCACAUAUAUUGGCCUAGUCAGCAUCCCGAUAUCCAGCAUCACAGGCCGGCAGUUUGUGGAGCAGUGGUACCCGGUGAUACAGUCCAGUGUUUUAGCCAAAAGUGGUGGUGUUGGUAGCACCAAAGUGAUCAAUGCUUCACUACGCAUCAAGUCUCGCUACCAGACGAUGAAUAUUCUACCGAUGGAGCUGUACAAGGAGUUCGCCGAAUACAUUACAAACAACUACCGAACACUGUGUGCAGUAUUGGAGCCGCUGCUUAGCGUUAAGAGUAAAGAGGAGGUUGCAUUUGCUUUGGUCCACAUUCUUCAGAGCACAGGGAAAACAAAGGAGUUUCUUUCAGACAUGGCAAUGUGUGAGGUGGAUCGGUUCAUGGACCGUGAGCACUUGAUCUUCCGGGAGAACACACUUGCUACAAAAGCAGUGGAAGAGUACCUCAAACUAAUAGGUCACAGAUACCUCAAGGAAGCUAUUGGUGAUUUUGUUCGAGCCUUAUAUGAAUCUGAGGAGAACUGUGAGGUGGACCCAAUGCGUGUUCCUCCGUCAGUCCUUGCUGACCACCAAGCCAACCUUCGCAUGUGCUGCGAGCUUUUACUCUGCAAGAUCAUCAACUCCCUCUGCAUUUUCCCUCGGGAGCUGAAGGAGGUUUUUGCCUCCUGGAGAGCCAGAUGCGCCGAGCGAGGGAGAGAGGAUCUCGCCGACAGCCUCAUCAGCUCCUCCCUGUUCCUCCGCUUUAUGUGCCCAGCCAUCAUGUCGCCAUCCCUGUUCAACCUGAUGCAGGAGUACCCGGCUGAGCGCACAUCCCGCACCCUCACGCUCAUCGCCAAAGUGAUGCAGAACCUGGCCAGCUUCACCAAAUUUGGACCCAAAGAGGAAUACUUGUAUUUCAUGAAUGAGUUCCUAGAGAUGGAGUGGGGCUCCAUGCAGCAGUUCCUCUAUGAGAUUUCCAACAUGGACACUGGAGGAAACGCUGGAGGCUUUGAGGGCUACAUCGACCUCGGCAGGGAGCUGUCCAUGCUGCACAGCUUGCUAUGGGAAGUCAUGGGACAGCUCAGCAAGGAUGCUAUCCUCAAACUUGGACCCCUGCCGCGACUGCUGAAUGACAUCAGUGUUGCCCUGAGAAAUCCGCAGCUCCACAUGCCCACAAACCAUCAGCCAGAGAGACCGAAGGACAGACUCUUCUCCCGCCCAUCUUUCAAUCGCCUUAUGUCCUCUGAUUUCCAAAGCCUCAUGAUGCGUGAUUUAAACAGCUCCAUAGACAUCUCCCGCCUCCCGUCGCCCACGACUGGAGUCUCAGCUGUAGAAUCCCUCUCAUCCAAUCUGAAUAUGAGGCGUCAGGCAGAACGAGACCUCCGCUCUUCGUCCAGGGAAGUGUUUUACGUUACCCGCCCACCUCUGGCUAGAUCCAGCCCCGCAUACUGCACCAGCAGCUCUGACAUCACAGAACCUGAUCCAAAGGUCCACAGUGUAAACAAAAGUGUCUCCAUGAUGGACCUUCAGGACUCUCGAAUGAACAGCAUCUCCAACCUAAACUCUGUUGGAGACAUGCUAGCCUCUUCUCAGGCCUCCAUUGCUGGCCUCGGCCACAGCUUUGGGAACCUGGGCGCUCCUCUGCGUAUGGGGGGUCACUUGCCCCCGGGUUCAUCCGGUUCUGGCCUUAGACUGAGCCAGAUGGGCCACGUAGGAGCUCCCACAGAAUCAAUCUCCCAGCAGCAACAGCAGGCAGCUGCAGCCAUGCAUUUCCCCUUGUCUUUCCAGAAUCCACUAUUCCAUCUGGCUGCCCAGAACUCCCCGGCUCAGUCCCAAGCUCCUCCCCCUGCCGCCAUCCCUCCUCCUCUGCUCCUGACCCCUGAGGCUGAAAACGGCCACCCUGACUACCCACCUGCCUUUGGCAACAGUGCUUUCUCCCGCAGUGAGGACCUUUCUGCCCUGCAGUCACAGAGCAGCCUGGUGCAGCCCAGCAUCGUUCACUCCCACAGCUACAGUGACGACUUCACUCGGCAGAAUCAGAACAACGACUAUGCCUGGCACCAGCUGUCUCUGCAAGUACAGGAGUCUCUUCAGCAACACCAUCUGAUGGGAGUCACAUCUCAGUCUGGCACAGGCACAGGGACUCCUGCUUCCCUGGCUACACCUCCAACGACCAUUCAUCCAUCCCGCCAGUCAUCCAUCGCCGCGCAACACCUCAAGUCCCAGCGCUCCAUUAACACUCCGGCCACUGCCACGCCUCCGAAGGCUCGUCCACAAAGCAGGAACCUCCUCCUUAAUUCCUCGGAUCCAAGCUUCAGUGGCAGUCAGCCAAAAUCCCGCCCAACGAAGCAAACGACACAGCAGCAACAACAGCAACAACAGCAACCGGUACAGCAGGAUGGACAGCUGUCUGUCACAGACAGUCCAGCUCCAGGACUUCCCUUCCAGACAAGCUCUGCUAAAGAAAACCAGGCUCCAUCAGCAGCUGCAGAGGAGUCUACAGACACGCCCACGAAAAGUACCAAGAAAUCUCAGCAGUCACAGCUGCAGCCGCCACAGCAGCAUCUGCUGAAACCGGUUGCAAACAAACAGGGUAACAGCCAGGGAAUGAAUGAGCGGACAGUUGCCUGGGUGUCCAACAUGCCACACCUCUCUGCGGACAUCGAGAGCUUGCGGCCGGACCGCGAGGGCCAGCUAAAAGAGUACUCUAAGAGUAUGGAUGAGUCACGACUAGAAAGGGUAAGGGAAUAUGAAGAGGAAAUUCACUCUCUGAAGGAGCGGCUGAAGAUGUCGCAUCGCAAACUGGAAGAGUAUGAGCAGAGGCUUCUGAGCCAGGAGCAGCAGACCAGCAAGAUCUUGCAGCAGUACCAGUGUCGCCUGGAAGACAGCGAGCGGCGCCUAAAGCAGCAGCAACUGGAGAAGGACUCUCAAAUCACAGGGAUCAUCAGCAGACUCAUGGCUGUGGAAGAUGAGCUGAGAGGGGGUGCCAUGCCUGAUAUUAAGCCACGAAUCCUCACAGACCAGUCUCUCAGCCAGGUAUAUGGGGGACUCCCUGGAUCCUGACUGCCACUUCCAAAGUGACCAGAAUUCAUGAUGGUCACUCGAGUGUAAGAAGGUGGAUCAAAAUGGCUCCUACAGAAGGACUGCUUAGUCAAAGCUCUACAAAGGACUACAGAUCGUAUCGUCUCACAACGUUAUCCAUUAAAAAAGUAUUUUAAAGAUUGUUGCACAUAUUAAAACUUAGCCUGUAACAGAACUUGACAAUCAACUCAGCAAGAGGACCAACAUGGGCACCAAAAUGUUUUUGCACAGUUUGGUGAAAUACAAGCCAGUGCCACAUCAACGGCAAUACUGUUCCUAAUGAGUUUAUGUAACUGAGGUGGUGGAAAAUAGUGGGAUAAAGAAUGGAUUCAAGCUUUUUUUUUUCUCCCUGUCUACAAGAAGAUUUCCGCUGCAGUAGCUGAGGAAAAAAAGUAUUAAAAAGACGCUUUUGCAAAGCACAAUAUCCUUUCAUGGCGACGCCUUCAACAAGCAUGUUGAGCUAUAUAUAUAUUUUUUAGUUUAGGUUUAGUAAAAUUUUACUUUAGUUUAUGCGGCUUCCUUUUAUAUUACAGCCAUCUCGUUUGAAAGUUGCACAAUUAGCUGAUUGAAGUAAAAUCUAAAUAAUUUUAUUUUUCAACUGAGGGAAAAUUUGCAAAUACUAGACUUUGAUUCUUUAUCAAAUCCAUCGUUUAAUCACCUAAAUGUAUUUAAUGAUGGGGCAGUUUAAUCAAUCAAAUUUUUUAUAACAGUAUAUUUUCUAAAUCUGGUUAAAAUAAACAGAAAAAAAAUUUACUCUGAAAAACUUUUGUAAAGCUGGGCAUACGCUGUAUGAUUUAUUGCCCUUUUUGGGUUGAUUUUCCAGUCCUGUGAGAAUUUUUCGAAUCGGGCAGACUUUCAGCCUGAUCGUGCGUUGUGUAGUGCACAUGGGGUAACGAGGGGCGAUCAGCCACUCACGACCACU
Cyprinodon tularosa is the source of this 5954-nucleotide messenger RNA. Its product is annotated as ras/Rap GTPase-activating protein SynGAP-like. The coding region runs from base 1160 to 5014 and encodes 1284 amino acids. NCBI's taxonomy places the organism in Eukaryota, Metazoa, Chordata, Actinopteri, Cyprinodontiformes, Cyprinodontidae. The record is from RefSeq and is a predicted model, not a curated record. The transcript is spliced from 20 exons. Gene Ontology annotation, biological process: regulation of GTPase activity.